This is a messenger RNA of Hylaeus anthracinus, 1334 nucleotides long. RefSeq lists its product as uncharacterized. Lineage: Eukaryota; Metazoa; Arthropoda; Insecta; Hymenoptera; Colletidae. The transcript is spliced from 2 exons. The coding region runs from base 426 to 1064 and encodes 212 amino acids. The record is from RefSeq and is a predicted model, not a curated record.
CGAACAUAGGAACUCGAGAGGAAAGGAACCAAGAGAAAUUAGGUAUUUUAAAAGAAAAUCAGGAUAGAACAAAGGACAGUGAGUGGUGGCUUGCAAAAAAGAGAAAAGUAGAGGAAAUCAAGGAGGAAUGGGAAACACAAAAAACGCAGGAAGUAAGUGAGCUCAUAAAAAAAGGAAUAAAUAUAGAAGCAUUAACAAAUAAAAAUACUAGGAAUAAGGAGGAAAUUAGUCAUUUUCGAGACAAGGAUAAUUCGAACAUACAAGGUAAGAGAUUAACUCAGCUAUAUGAUAAGGAUCUGGCGAGCAAGGAGUACACGGUGACUGUAGGCCUUGGAAAAAAGCACGUGUCUAAAAACAAAAAAAAUAAUUUGAUUAAAAUAUAUCGAUGGAUCAGGCAGUUCAAACCAACACCAAUAUCAAUAGAAAUGGUUGGUUUUAAUCGGACUGAUAUAAUUUACAGGAACAAGGAAGAAGCAAACUAUAUAAUUAUGGAAGGUAACAAGGAAAACCGUAAAUGCUAUGCGAAUAUUCCAUUCAGGAAAAUGAUAAGAAAAGGAGUAAUCCAUGAAUGGGAAGAUAGCGUAGAAGAACUAGAAGCCGAACUUAUGCCAGUACAGGGCAAAUUCAAGUUGGAAAGAUUAAAGAAAAGGAUAUAUAAAGACGGUGAAGUUCAAUGGACAGAAGGAAGAGCUAUUCUUAUAACCUUCGAAGGAGAUUCCCUUCCAACGAGGGUACUAAUCGGAUAUGGUCAUGUGUGGUUACGAGUUGAACCUUUUAUGGAGUCAGUUAAACAGUGUUUUAAGUGCUACAGAUACGAGCAUUCACAACAAAUUUGCAGAAGCAGUGUGAGUAAUUGUAGAAGGUGCGGGGAAGAGAGACAUGAAGAAUGUCAAAAACAGCCUCACUGCACAAAAUGUGCUGGCUCUCACCCCAGUAUGGCAAGAGAGUGUCCCAUCUAUCAGAAGGAAAUCAAUAUAAAAAAGGUGAUGGCGUACCAAAACUGGCCGUAUAAUACGGGGAAAACAUAUAUAGAGAAUAAAUACCGUAGUGAGAACAUGGAAUGAACUAACAUGAAUGUAAAACAAGAAAAAUGGGACUUUCCACCCCUACAAGCCAAGCACAAGGUUGAAUAUUGGAAAGAUAAGGAAGUGCCUGGACUGGUGUAUAAAACAAAUAAAUGGAACGAACAAAAGGAAAAGGAAAGGAACCCGGAAAACCCAAGGAACCAGGAAUAUUUUGAAACUGAUAAAAAUGAAGAAGAACUAAUGAAUAGGAACGGGAAUACUGUCGGAAAGAAGAAAGAAGAAAAACAGAAAUCAAGAAGGCCCUUACCG